Messenger RNA from Histoplasma mississippiense, 204 nucleotides. RefSeq lists its product with no specific name. Bases 1 to 204 code for a protein of 67 amino acids. Lineage: Eukaryota; Fungi; Ascomycota; Eurotiomycetes; Onygenales; Ajellomycetaceae. The record is from RefSeq and is a predicted model, not a curated record. The transcript has 2 exons.
AUGUUUGAAGCCCUGCCUGUCUGCCUGCCUGCCCGAUUCUCAUAUCUUCUCCCACCUAUCCCCCUACCCGCGAAUAUGGAACCCCCCAAACCUGCGAAUGUGGAAUCCACUGAGAAACCUACUAAAUCCAAUGAUUUAUACAAAAACAUCAAGAAAAUGAAAACAGUCUGCCGUUAUUGGUUAUUGCAGAACUUCCACCUCUAG